AAAAAAAAAAAAAAAGAAAAAGAAAAGAAAAGGGUGUAAUGUCACGACAUGACUACCACUACAGAGCUUCAGAUCCCAGAUCUGACACUCAUUUAGGGAGUACUAGUCCUAAUUAGGGCUUUGUGGUACGAGCAGUAGAUGUCAGUUGCAUCUCUACUCUUUUAGAGAGAGAGAGAGAGAGAGACAAAAACUGUCGGUUUGCAGCGGCAACUGCCAUGGAGUUGAAGAAACAGAAGCUUGUGAGGUUUUAUUCUGAUGGAAAGCAACUAAAAGAUGCUUUAUGGGGAAGAAGUGAUCCCUCGCACCAAGAUAAGUCAUCUUCUGGAUACAAGGUUCCGUCUUCCAUGCUGAAAAAUGAUGGUGGAUUUGUGGGUAGAGGUAAAAUCUCUGGAACUUCCAAAUUUGGAUGGUCUAAGGUUUUUCUGGAGGACCAACAGACGUGGCGCAAGCGUAUACUUGAUCCGGGUGGUGAGAUUGUGUUGCAAUGGAACAGGGUUUUCAUUGUCGCUUGCUUGGUUGCACUUUUCAUCGACCCACUCUAUUUUUACCUGCCUAGUAUAGGGGGGAGUAAGGACUUUUGGUGUGUGAAGACAGACCUCAAUCUGAGAAUCAUAGUCACCUGUUUUCGGACUGUUGCAGAUUUUUUCUAUCUGUUGCAUGUCAUUAUUAAAUUUAGGACGGCUUAUGUAGCACCAAGCUCAAGGGUUUUUGGGAGGGGUGAACUUGUCAUGGACCCCAAGAAGAUUGCAAGAAGAUAUAUAAGAUCGGACUUCUUCAUUGAUUUGAUUGCCACGCUGCCUCUCCCUCAGAUUGUCAUCUGGUUCAUUAUACCGGCAACAAGAAGUCCAAGAGCUGAUCAUAAUAACAAUGCCCUUGCGCUGAUUGUUCUACUCCAAUAUGUUCCCAGGCUAUAUCUGAUUUUCCCAUUAAGUUCCCAAAUUAUUAAAGCAACUGGAGUCGUCACAAAAACAGCUUGGGCAGGGGCUGCAUAUAAUUUGCUAUUGUAUAUGUUGGCUAGCCAUGUUUUAGGGGCAGCAUGGUAUUUGCUGUCAGUUGACCGCUACAUGUCAUGUUGGAAAUCACUUUGCAAAAAGGAAUCUGGCCCUACAAAAUGCUUCCUUAACUAUUUGGAUUGUGAUACAUUUGACCAUGUUGGUCGCAAGACUUGGGCAAAUAGUACAAAUGUGUUUAAGAGUUGUGACCCUGACAAUGAUGGUAUCAGUUUCAACUAUGGCAUAUUUGAGAAUGCAGUCACCAAAAGUGUUGUCUCCUCAAAUUUUCUCGAAAAGUACUUUUAUUGUCUAUGGUGGGGCCUACAGAACUUGAGUUCAUAUGGGCAGAAUUUGUCAACAAGCACAUUUAUUGGAGAAACUUCAUUUGCCAUACUCAUUGCCAUCUUGGGUCUUGUUUUAUUUGCACAUCUGAUUGGGAACAUGCAGACAUACCUGCAAUCUAUAACAGUGAGGCUUGAGGAAUGGAGACUUAAACGAAGAGACACUGAGGAGUGGAUGAGGCAUCGUCAACUCCCUGAAGAUUUAAGACAACGUGUUCGGCGUUUUGUUCAAUAUAAGUGGCUUGCAACUCGAGGAGUAGAUGAAGAAACUAUCCUGCGUGGAUUACCUGCCGAUCUUAGUCGUGAUAUUCAGCGUCACCUAUGCUUGGACCUUGUUCGGCGUGUCCCAUUCUUCUCACAGAUGGAUGAUCAGCUACUUGAUGCAAUAUGCGAGCGUCUAGUCUCAUCGUUAAGCACUGAGGGGACAUAUAUUGUUCGUGAGGGUGACCCUGUGACAGAAAUGCUGUUUAUUAUCAGGGGAAGACUAGAGAGCUCUACUACAAAUGGUGGCCGGACUGGUUUCUUCAAUUCCAUUACAUUGAGACCUGGAGACUUUUGUGGAGAGGAGCUACUGGCAUGGGCUUUGCUUCCAAGAUCCACUGUGAACUUGCCUUCGUCAACUAGGACAGUCAGAGCACUUGUUGAAGUGGAAGCCUUUGCAUUGCGAGCUGAAGAUCUCAAGUUUGUUGCCAAUCAAUUUAGACGCCUCCAUAGCAAGAAGCUACAGCAUACUUUCCGAUUUUAUUCCCACCAUUGGAGAACAUGGGCAGCUUGCUUUAUACAGGCUGCUUGGAGACGGUACAAGAGGAGGAGGAUGGCAAAAGAUCUCACUACAAUGGAGUCCUUCGUUAUGGAUGAUAAUGUGGCUAGUGGAUCUGGGCUAGAGGAGGAACAGGACCAUGAUCUUGUGAGUUCCAGUGAGACAAAACCGAAACUUGGAGUCACAAUAUUGGCUUCAAGAUUUGCUGCAAACACAAGGAAAGGAGCUCAGAAGAUUAAAGGUGUGGGGCUGCCUAAAUUACAGAAACCUGAAGAGCCCGACUUCUCUGCUGAGUCAGAUGACUAAAUUAUUUGGAUUACUAGAGAGAGGUACAUAUCAGCUGCAAAAUGGUGAAACCUAUCAUCGCUUAUGUGCACGAAAACAAUUCCAAUGAGAUCUUGAUGCGCAAACGCAUUCAUUAAGCUCCACUGUGUUAUUCCACCCUGCCAAUAUGGGGGGAAGAAAGGAGGAAGGGGGAUUGUAAUUGCAUUCCUCGCAUAGUUAUGUCCAUUUUUUGUGGGUUUUGCAAGAAUAGAUAGAAUCACUUUUCUGUGCCAUGAAAAUAGAUAGAAUCCGCUUAGUUUGUUUGUGUUUAAA
Molecule: messenger RNA, 2690 nt
Organism: Cornus florida
Lineage: Eukaryota; Viridiplantae; Streptophyta; Magnoliopsida; Cornales; Cornaceae
Product: cyclic nucleotide-gated ion channel 17-like
Exons: 7
Coding region: 216-2399 (727 amino acids)
Biological process (GO): potassium ion transport; transmembrane transport
Cellular component (GO): membrane
Molecular function (GO): protein binding; voltage-gated potassium channel activity
Source: RefSeq, a predicted model, not a curated record